CGGCCCCUCCCCUUCUGCCCGGCCCCCGGAAGUGGCGGGCGGGCGGCGGCGACCAUGGUGGGGCAUGGGCCGGGGCCGGCGCUGGAGAACGCCAACCCGCUCGUGUUCCGGCGCUCGGGCGAGCGGCCCGUGACGGCGCGGGAGGAGGACGAUGACCUGCCCGACGCCAUCGAUGACCGCGAGAUCUUCGAUCUCAUCCGCUCCAUCAACGACCCCGAGCACCCGCUCACGCUGGAGGAGCUCAACGUGGUGGAGCAGGUGCGGGUGAAGGUGAAUGAUGCUGAAAGCACAGUUGCAGUGGAGUUUACUCCCACAAUUCCUCACUGUAGUAUGGCAACAUUAAUUGGCUUGUCAAUAAAAGUAAAGUUGAUCAGAUCGCUACCUGAAAGGUUUAAGGUUGAUGUUCACAUAACGCCGGGAACGCACAUCUCUGAGCAUGCAGUAAACAAACAGCUUGCUGACAAAGAGCGAGUAGCUGCCGCUUUGGAGAAUUCUCAUUUGUUGGAAGUGGUGAACCAGUGUUUAUCUGCUCGAUCUUAACUGCCUGAUAAGAAGCUCUGCUUUUCUGAUAUGUUCUUUCUAGCACUGUUGGAAUGACUGCUCACUAUCUCAAAAAGUGAUGACAUCCUGAGGAAUAGAAGAUAAGAACAUGACACUUAACCAUUGACACUUACCAGGAAGGGGGUGGACUACUGAAAACUUCAUAUGCAUGGAUGAUACAAGGGCAGGUUUGUUCCUGUGAUGACAAAGCAUUGAGACAGUCUUUAGGAAAUGUCUGUUCAUGUUCUGUGCGAAGACAUGUAUGUAUGUGUAUGUAUAAACCUGUGCUUUGGUUUCAAGAACAAUCUAAGUGCUGGUAACUCAGUAAA
Molecule: messenger RNA, 869 nt
Organism: Alligator mississippiensis (American alligator)
Lineage: Eukaryota; Metazoa; Chordata; Crocodylia; Alligatoridae
Gene: CIAO2B
Product: cytosolic iron-sulfur assembly component 2B
Exons: 6
Coding region: 55-540 (161 amino acids)
Biological process (GO): iron-sulfur cluster assembly
Cellular component (GO): cytosolic [4Fe-4S] assembly targeting complex
Source: RefSeq, a predicted model, not a curated record